GUACCGUGGGCAAAGCAGGUCGUACCUUGCGCUAUCAAUCAUUGUGAUUAAUGUGUGCGUUUUUAACUCUGCCGUAAUAACCAAGCCGUCUCAAGCCUAUGCAGUAUCCAGCUUGAUUUUUCUAGACAUUCUCAUAUGUGAUCGUUCGUUUUUUGCGGGAAGUUUGUGCUCUUCGUUCGAAUAUUAAAAAUAUUAUUUAAAUAUUUUAAAAAAUAAUUUAAGUUUUACGAACUCGAAGUUCCGGCUUGAAGGCGUGAAGUUUGAAGAAACGUUGGAUGUUUGGUGAUGGUGGCAAGAUGACAGCGUGGCGUGUGGCGGCAGCGCUGCUGCUGCUGGCGACGGCGGCCGCGGAGCCGCGCUACAGCUCGCCCGCGCCCGCGCCGCGUCGGGGCUGGCAGCGCGGCGCGCGCACCGCGCACGAUCGCGCGCCGGCGCAGUUCGUCGGCCCGCACGUAUGUCGAAGUAGAAACAGCACGCAUUGCUGCCCUGGGUGGACAUCUAGGCCCAACUCUUUACUAUGUGUAGUUCCAAUAUGCCGGCCGGAUUGCGGCGGGUCGGGCGCGGGCGCAUGUGUGGCGCCUAACAUGUGCCGCUGCCCCGGCGGGGUGGAAGCGCCCACCUGCGGAUUGGGGGGCGGAGCGCUUUACCCUUAUCCUGUACGAACACGAGGCGGGUGCAAACGAAUCUGUAUGAAUGGCGGCACCUGCAACAACGGCACCUGCGCCUGCGCACCCGGCUGGCAAGGAGAAUUCUGUACCGAACCGAUCUGCCGAGAGCCAUGCCUACACGGCGGGCGCUGUAUCGCGCCGGACCGAUGUGUGUGCUUCCACGGCCUCUCUGGCACCCGCUGCGAAAUUGAUAGACGAACAGGCCCAUGCUACACGGACACGCGCGGUGCCCUCUGCACGGGGGCGCUUGAAGGCGUGGUAUGUACCAAGCAGCUGUGCUGCGCCACCGUGGGCGUCGCCUGGGGACACCCGUGCGAGCGCUGUGGAGACCUCGACUGCCCCGCUGGACACCUGCGCAAUCUCGCCACUAAGGAAUGCCAGGAUAUAGACGAGUGCCUGGCUGUGCCAGGGCUAUGCGAGGGCGGCAAGUGCGUCAACUCAGUGGGCUCGUUCUCGUGCGAGUGUCCGGCCGGCCAGCGCCGCCACCGCACCACCAACAACUGCGAGGACAUCGACGAGUGCGAGGAUCCUGAUAUUUGUCCUAAUGGCAAAUGUGUGAAUACGGAGGGCGACUACUACUGUCUCUGCAACCCUCACUUCAUUCCCAGUCCAGACAAGAAGUUUUGUAUUGAUGGUCGCGUUGGAGCAUGCUACACGUACUUGAGUGAGACGGGCGAUUGCGGCGACAGGCUGUCCAUGCCGCUGUCCAACCGGGACUGCUGCUGCGGGUACAACAUGGGUCGCGCCUGGGGUGACAUGUGCGCGCCCUGCCCGCCGCGCGGCUCCACUGAAUGGACGCACCUUUGUGGUGGCGGUAUAAUUCCUCCGGAUUGGCGCCGCAACGAUACGACUGGCGGUGGUGUAGAUAGUGACGGCAACACCAACGGGAAUCGGCAGCCCGCGCAGCCCAUAGCCAAGAUCAACGAGUGUAUGUUACGCAGCGGCAUCUGUGGACUUGGCGACUGCGUUGAUAAGGAAGUGGGGUACACGUGCGAGUGCUGGGACGGCGCGGAGGAAGCGUCCCCGGACGGCAACCCGACGUGCAUCGACGUGGACGAGUGCGCGCUGGGGUACUGCCGCGGCGGCUCCUGCGUCAACAAGCCCGGCGGCUUCGAGUGCAGAUGUCCACCAGGUUUCGACCCGGUUGAGAAUGGACUGCGUUGCAGUGACAAAAACGAAUGUGAAGUAACGAAUGGAGAAAUGUGCACGAACGGAGCUUGCCAGAAUACCAUGGACGGAAGAUACGAGUGCGUAUGCAACCCAGGAUACGAAAAGACGGAAACAGGUCAGGCGUGCCGCGAUGUGGACGAGUGCCGCGACAACCCGCGCGUGUGCCGCCGUGGCCGCUGCCGCAACACGCCUGGCUCGUACGAGUGUGUCUGCGAGCACGGCUUCACUCCCACUGCUGGAGGAUAUUGUGUCGACCUUGAUGAGUGCGCUGACCGGUCGCUUUGCCAGGGUGGUCGCUGCGUAAAUGGCGAAGGUUCCUUCCAGUGUGUUUGUGAAGCCGGUUACAGACCGACUCCAGACCGUAGCGCGUGCGUCGACGUAGAUGAGUGUACGGAACAGAAGGUGUGCCGCAACGGCCGCUGCCACAACACGCCUGGCUCCUUCCGAUGCGAGUGUGAAGAUGGGUUCACACUCAGUGCGACGGGACGGACUUGUCUGGAUGAGGUCCAGGAUUUGUGUUAUGAGAAGUAUGAAGACGGGGAGUGCUCUGGACCAGGGCCGACGCCAAUUACUCGGUCUCAGUGCUGCUGCAGUGCUAGUAAAGGCCUGCGUCUCGGCUGGGGCGUGUCCUGCAAGGCGUGUCCAGGACGUGGAUCAAAGGAAUAUGCAAUCCUCUGCCCAGACGGCCCGAGCAAGGACAACGGCGGGUCUGACAUCAACGAGUGUACUAUGAUCCCCGGAGUCUGUCCACAUGGCACUUGUGAGAACUUAGAACCUGGAUACCGGUGUAUCUGUGACCCUGGGUACCAUCCUGACCAUGAUGGAAUUUGUCGGGACAUUGAUGAGUGUGACAUGCAUCAGUCGUAUUGUACCGGCGGGCAGUGCCGCAACACGCAAGGCAGCUUCACGUGCGCGUGUCCCCCCGGCACGCGCUACGAGCCGGACGAGCAGCUGUGCCGCGACGUGGACGAGUGCGAGGGUGAGCCCAUGUACCGCGAGCUGCAGCGCGGCGACAUCCCGCCGCGCGUGCCGAUACACGCAGAGCACGCAAAUCCUUGCGAUAACGGACGCUGCAUCAACACACACGGCAGUUACGAGUGCGAGUGUGAGCCUGGAUUUGUACUCGAUGCCACUGCGCAACACUGUUUAGAUAACCGUCGUGGUACGUGUUGGCGCCGCGUGGUGGACGGUCAAUGCGAGGGCGAGGCGCUGCGGCCGCUGCUGCGCCAGGAGUGCUGCUGCAGCCUCGGGCUCGCCUGGGGGUCGCCCUGCGAGCCCUGCGACCCGGAUGACUGCCCCUGCCCCAAGGGAUUCGCUAAGCUGGACGGGUCAACGUGCCGCGAUGUGGACGAGUGCAUGCUGGACCCCGAGUUGUGCGUGGGCGGAACCUGCGUCAACACCGACGGCUCCUACCGCUGCGACUGUCCACAUGGACUCACGCUCGACGCUACUGGCAACCGCUGCGUAGACACUCGUCGCGAAUACUGCUACACGGAGUACAUCGGCGGACGCUGUUCAAACCCUCUACAGGUGGAAGUGUACCGCGCAGUGUGUUGCUGCAGCGCGCUUGGAAAGGCCUGGGGUGAUUCGCGCUGCGAGCCCUGCCCCAAGAAGGGCACCGAUUCUUACCGCAGCCUCUGCAUAUCCAACGUGGACGGCCCUCCGUCCGUGUGGGACCGACCCGGCGGUCCGGACGGUCCGUACGGCCCGAAUGGGCCAACUGGCCCCGGUGGACCUAACGGAACUGAUUUGUGGACACGACCAAGCUGGGACCACACUCACGGCUGGGACGGCGACGAUUUUACCAACGGCACUGACGGCAUGUGGCCGGGACCAGUGCCCGGGCCUGGGUUCACGCCCGGACAGAUGGAGGUCAACGAGUGCGCCGCCUUCCCCGGCCUCUGCGGACACGGACGCUGCAAGAAUAUGCUCGGCACUUUCGAGUGCGAGUGUUUCCCUGGUUAUGAAAAGGACUCCAAGAACCGUACGUGCGUGGAUGUAAACGAGUGCGAGAUAGUGGACGACGUGUGCGGCGCAGGAGAGUGUAGAAACACUGAAGGAAGUUUCACGUGUCGAUGCCAGCCCGGACACCGCGCUGAUGAUCUAGCGCGAGUCUGUCUAGAUAUUGACGAGUGUGCAGAAGACCGGUCCCUCUGUCGCGGCGGUCGCUGCGUAAACACGCCUGGAUCAUUCCGCUGUGAGUGCGGGCCUGGCAUGGAACUAGCCCCCGAUAGACUCUCCUGCAAGGACGUUGACGAGUGCUCCAUAACUUCUGGUAUCUGCAGUAACGGAGUAUGCGAGAACCUGAUGGGCACGUACCAGUGCGUGUGCGACGAGGGCUACGCGCAGAGCACGGUCAAGUCUCACUGCGACGACAUUGACGAGUGUAGUGAGGACUCCACCCGCUGUCAGCACGAGUGUGUCAACACACCCGGGUCUUAUCAUUGUACUUGCAGAGACGGGUGGCACCUGCGCGCGGACGGGCGCACGUGCCGCGACGUGGACGAGUGCGGCGGCGGCGCGCGGCCGUGCGGCGGCGGCGAGUGCCACAACUCCGCCGGCGGAUACCGCUGCAGCUGCGGGGACGGGCUCGUGCCCGCCACCAACAACGGCAAGCCCACUUGCCAUGACGUCGAUGAAUGCGCCGACGUACCAGAUCUCUGCGGCGCGGGAGAAUGCCGCAACACAAUUGGCAGCUUCGUGUGCCGCUGUCCGGAUGGCUACAGCGUGAAGCCAGAGCAGGGUCCAGCAUGUACUGACGAUGAUGAGUGCGAGCUAGGCACAUGCGACUGCCAUCCAGCUGCUGAUUGUAUCAACUUGCCUGGUUCAUUCCAAUGUCGCUGCCGUGACGGGUGGCGCGGCGACGGCGCCGAGUGCGAGGACGUGGACGAGUGUCUCACCAACAACGGCGGGUGUCACCCGCGGGCCACGUGCCGCAACACCGACGGCUCCUUCCUCUGCCUCUGCGACACUGGAUACAAGGGAGACGGGUAUUCGUGCGUGGACAUCGAUGAGUGUGCGAACGACCCGACGUUAUGCGACAACGGCCACUGCAUCAACACGCCGGGCGGCUACGAGUGCGAGUGUGACGUCGGGUUCACCAAGUCGCAGGACGGACGCUCUUGUCUCGACAUGGACGAGUGCGCGACGUUCCACAACGUGUGCGUUUUCGGCCGCUGCGUCAACACGUACGGCAUGUUUAAGUGUAUCUGCGACAAGGGAUACCAGUCCGACAGCGUCGAUGACUUGAUGCCCGGGUUCAACUGCACGGACGUGGACGAGUGCAAGUCGCCGCAGUCGUGCCAGUACGGCUCCUGCGUCAACACGCAGGGCUCCUACAUCUGCCGCUGCCCGCCCAACUACGACCUCGUCUCCGAUGGCACCGCCUGUUUCGAUUCCCGCAAAGCCCGCUGCUACGGCAAAGUGGAGCUCCGGUCAGGCACUGAGCAGUGCCGUGACAGCGACGAGUUGUCUGAAGACGGCACCAUGGCUGCGUGCUGCUGCUCUGUCGGUGCUGCAUGGGGCAACUAUUGCGACCCAUGUCCCGAACCUGGCUCCGAAGCGUAUCGACAGCUGUGUCCUGGCGGUCCCGGGUACCAACCUGUGCUCGAACCCCCGUCCUACGUGGUUACCUUAGCCGACAUCGACGAAUGCGCAGCGCACCCGGCACUAUGCGCACACGGCACUUGCACGAAUACAUUCGGCUCUUUCGUGUGUACCUGCGGGCCCGGCUGGGUGCUGGCUGAUGACGACACGCGCUGCGUGGACGUGGACGAGUGCGCUGCGCCCGACGCCUGCGGGCCCGGCGUGUGCCGCAAUCUGCCUGGCAGCUACGUGUGUCUGUGCCCUGAGGGAUACGUGCCCAUGCCCAGUGGCAAGGAAUGCGUGGACGUGCGUCAGAAGCAGUGCUACAUGGAGUGGGAGCCGGAUACUGGGCGCUGCUCGGGCGCCAUCGGAGUACCACAGACCAAGUACCUGUGCUGCUGCAGCGUCGGCCGCGCCUGGGGGUCACCCUGUGAACCCUGUCCUGGGAAAGAUGAACCAGAGUUCAAGGACUUAUGUGGCGAGAAACCUGGCGAAUACAAAAACCCUGUAACCAACGAGACAAGGCCCAUCAACGAAUGCGAUAUCAUGCCGCAGCUGUGCAAGCCUGGCUCCUGCCACGACACGCCCACCGGCUUCCAGUGCGGAUGUGAUCACGGAUACGAACACGACACGACCUCCCACUUGUGCCGAGACAUUGACGAGUGCGCACAAUCUCCACCGCCGUGUCGCGGUAUGGCGCAGUGCGUCAACUUGCCUGGAGCCUUCGAAUGCCGCUGCCCACCCGGUUACAAUCUCACCUCUGCUCUUGACGAGUGUGAGGACGUGGAUGAGUGUCAGGACCCCGCCUUGUGCGAACAUGGAGACUGUCGGAACACCGUUGGGUCUUAUAGGUGCGAGUGCAAGCCCGGCUACACCCUCCGCGGCGGCACGUGUGUCGACGUGGACGAGUGUUCCCGUCCGCGGCCGCUGUGCCGCAACGGCACGUGCGAGAAUCUGCCCGGCUCCUAUACCUGCCACUGCGAUGAUGGGUUCAAACCUGGACCCAACAAUGAUUGCAUCGAUAUAAACGAAUGUCGCGAGGGUGGCAUGGUGUGCCGCAACGGCCGAUGUCGCAACACAGCCGGGUCGUUCCGAUGCGAAUGUGCGCCCGGAUACACCCUCACACCGGACCAGCGACACUGCAGAGACAUCGACGAGUGCGACGAGCGGGAUAACCCGUGCGGACGAGACGGCAAUCCUGCUUGUACUAAUACUAAUGGAGACUACGAGUGUUCGUGCGGUCCCGGAUGGCGGCUGGCCGGCAAGCGCUGCGUGGAUCGCGACGAGUGCCGCGAGAUCGCCUACGCCUGCGCCGGCGGGGACUGCCGCAACUUCAACGGAGGAUACGUGUGCGAUUGUCCAUCUGGGUGGCGUUUCGACAAAGCGGCGGCUCAGUGUGUGGACGAGCGCAGGGAGCUGUGCUAUGACGACUGGGAGGCCGGCCGCUGCCACCAGGCACGAUCCAUACAGCUUGGCAAGGCGGAAUGUUGCUGCUCUGAAGGUCAAGCGUGGGGUCGCCGUUGCGAGCGCUGCCCGCCACCAGACUCGGCCGAGUUCCUGCAGAUCUGUCAGGGAGGCAUGGGACGACCGAACCUUACUCACGACUUAGAUGAAUGCAAAGUGCGUCCGGACGUGUGUAAGAACGGGCACUGCAUCAACACUGACGGCUCAUUCCGUUGCGCUUGCGCGCCCGGGUACACGCUGGAUGGCAGCGGGCUGCGUUGCGUCGACGCAGACGAGUGCGCCACCGACCCGAGGAUAUGCGGGAACGGAACCUGUAUCAACAUCCCUGGAGGGUACGAGUGCCGAUGCAACCAUGGGUUCAUGCAGGGACCCGAUCAGACAUGUGUGGACAUAGACGAGUGCGCAGAAGGGCGCGCGAUGUGUACAUUCCGCUGCCACAACACACCCGGGUCAUUCCGCUGCACGUGUCCGUACGGGUACGCCGUGGCCGACGACGGCGUGCAUUGUAGGGAUAUAGACGAGUGCGCGCAGGAGGAUGUCUGUCCCCACGCCUGCGAGAAUAUCGUCGGCUCUUACAUGUGCAAAUGUGUCGAAGGUUACCGGCGAACGUCAGCACCUCACGACUCGGACGAAGCGUGCGAAGACAUCGACGAGUGCGCUGAACACACGGACCAUUGCGCAGGCGGCGUCUGCAUCAACACUGACGGAGGAUAUACCUGCGACUGCGACGCGGGCUGGCAGCUUAGCGAGGACCAACACUCUUGUAUUGAUCGUCGUACGGGCAUGUGUCACCGGUCCCUCGUCGCCGGCCGCUGCACGCCUGAGCCGUGGCCGCGAGCCAUAGCCUCGACACCGACGCCGCAUACGCAUGUCACCAAGGCGCAAUGUUGCUGCACGCUCGGCGUCGCUUGGGGCCCAGAGUGCGAGAUCUGUCCACAACCCGGAACUCAAGAGCGAAUGGAACUGUGUACUCCGGAGAAUAUUAACCCUCCGGGCACCGGCGGAGGCGGCCCAGGAGGUUCAGGAGGACCAGGAGGCGGCCCAGGGGGAUCUGGAACUCAUGGAGGGAUAGUUGGAGGAGGGGGCAUCGAUGAAGGGGGUAUGGGCAUAUAUGGGGACAUUGAUGAGUGUGCUGCCAUGCCUGGACUUUGCGAGCCUGGACGCUGUGUCAACACUAUUGGCAGUUUCCGCUGCGUGUGCCCGCGCGGUUACAAAGCAGCGGGCGAGAUAUGCGCAGACAUCGACGAGUGUUCGCUGCGGCCGGCCCCCUGCGAGCAGCGCUGCCACAACACGGACGGCGGCUACGAGUGCGGCUGCCGGCCCGGCUACGAGCUCGACGAGGACGGAGCCAACUGCAGAGAUAUCGACGAGUGUAGGACCGGAGAUCACACUUGCCAACAAACCUGUACCAACACUGAUGGGUCCUAUGAGUGUUCCUGUCAAGAUGGUUACGAGAAACGCGGCGAUGCUUGCAUUGACAUCAACGAAUGCCACGAGGAGGGUCUGUGCCCGGCGCCGGGCAAGUGCGUUAACCUGCUGGGGUCGUACCGCUGCGUGUGCCCGCGCGGGUUCCGCCUCGACGUGCUGGGCGCCAGGUGCGUCGACCGCGACGAGUGCGACGACGGCCGCUGCCAAGCGCCCUGCCGCAACUACGCCGGCGGGUACCGCUGUGACUGUCCCAGUGGUAUGACCCGAUCAUCAAGUGGAAUAUGCGUACCGGAGGAUGCAUGCGCGGCGGGCCCGUGCGGUUCAUCACCGUGCUUCCCUGUGGCCGGUAACUACCGCUGUGGAUGUCCCAACGGAUAUGGCUGGGACGCGGGCCACGGAGUCUGUCUGCAGCUGGCGGGCGGCUGCGCUGCGGCCAGCUGCCUGUUCGGCUGCGCGGCGGGCGGCGGCGGCGGGUUCCAGUGCGGCUGCCCACCCGGGUACGCGCUGGUGGGCGCGGGCCACUGCCUCACGGCGCUCGACGCCGCGCUGCCGCCCGGGGACAUCGGCGCCGCGCCCGUCUUCCCGCUCAAGGACCAGUACAAGGUUGGCGGAGACGAGGAGCUUAUAUCUACUGAGGGCUGCUUUAGCUGCAAGGUGAACGGUAGAAGGAGACGCGCUCCAGAGGAAGGCGUCGUCUUUGCCAACGGAACUACGGUGGUCAGGAGGCGCAGAAGACGUAGCCGCAGACGGCGUUCGCUACUAGAACCAAGCGCAGAGUUAGUAGUAGUCCGAGCCACCCCUAAACAAACCUGGGGUCGCGCGCCUCUGUUGCGCCUGCUCCCGGCUGAAGACGCCAGGGCGCACUACCGCAUCGCCUACGGAGAUGAUAGCAAAGACUUCGUGCUGAAUAAACGCGAUGGAGCCUGGGCGUUGCGACUACGCAAACAUCUCAAGAGUAAUGCUGUGUACGAGAAGCAACUCGAACUUGAAGCCAGGUUCGUCCCGCUGCCGCAGUCCACGGUGCGGCGGCGGCGGCGCGCGCAGCCCAGCGCGGCGCCGCUGCGGCUGUACGUGGCGCUGCGCAUCGCGCCCGCCGCCGCCGCGCCACGCCGCUGACGGCUGCGGUGGCACACGCCUCGACGCACUCCACUACUGACUGCUUCUAAAAUGCGGAACAUUGUUUAAAGUACCACUCUACUAUUAUUGAAAUUGUGCUGGCUUUAAAUCUGUAGCGGACCCAACUUGUGUGAUUAGUCACACCGACUUGUGGCUAGCGGGGUCCUAUGCUCUGUUCGGUGCCCCAAAACAUACUUUGGCGGCAGCACACCUUUGCAACAAAACUUUUUCUGACAUUUAGGAUGGGUACUACCAAAGCAGAGAGAAGAGGAGUGGUGCAGGAAUCGACCGAUCACAACGAGGGGAAAAGCGACAGAGCAUUCUCUCUUGCUCUUUUCCGCACGCUGUGAUUGGUCGAUUCAUCCGGUCCUGUCUUGUUAAACCUAUCCUUAUACUUUAUACUUUAAAUGAUGUUUCGUAUUUCUGAAACACUUUGUAUAUUCUAUUUGGUGAAAUGUCGAUUGUGAACGGGAGGUAUACGGUACUAAAUUGCGACUUGCCUCCUGUUACAUAAUUUGACUAACGUAAUAUACCGAUACUGAAACUUUCGCCCCCCGACACGAGAUCCGAAGGGCCGAACGACAUUUUUUUUAUAAAUCACUGCCAUUUGUCUGAAAUGUAACUAGCCAAAUGUAUUCUUUUUUUUACUUUUGAUCGGUUCAGAUGAAUAUAAUUUUAUUGUAUUACCUUUGCCGCCACUGCCAUUCCGUGUCCGAGGUCAUUGUCCCGACACGACGAUAAUCUCGUCUCAAAUAAUCGUUUCUUUUAAAAAUAAAAAGUACUACCUGAAAUGAAUUUGUUUAUCGAACGCCAGCUUAGUGUUCAAUGUGCGACUAUUCUUGCUUAAACACGUUAUUUACAAAUCAAAACGCGACAAUGAUAAUGAGUUUUAAGAAAAAUAUUUCUGUCGCACAUUGUCGCUGGGCGCGUGACGACUUCUUUGGCAGUAUUAAGUAAUGUGUGUGAGAAUCGUGUGAAUAAUACAUAGUUAGAAAUCGAUUUAAUUUUUGUUUAAUAUAUUUUUUUAUUUCCAUACUACUGAAAUGUGAAUGAUUCGAAGAGUGGCGUCACUUGUAACGCGCUCCUUCCAUUGAUCUGCACGCCAUUUUUACACUUAUUCCUCUUAUAAUAAGAAAGUAAAUAACAUAGCUGUAAGGGAAUUAUUUAUUUUUAUUUCCAAUUUCAAAACAGUGUAGCAUGUUCAUAAAGUUUUUACUUUCCAUAAAACAGUUCUUUUUAAUUUAGUUGUAAAGUACAAAUGCAAUAAAUGUAGGCUUGUUUUGUAAAUAUGUGUAUACGUAAAUAUUAAAGUUAAUAUAAAAUAUUUGAGUUAGUAGUUAAACUACUUAUUAAAAUUAGUUUUUAAGGAAAUGCAGGAUCAAGAGACGAAUAAUAACAUUUUAUUUAAUAA
Molecule: messenger RNA, 10842 nt
Organism: Pectinophora gossypiella (pink bollworm)
Lineage: Eukaryota; Metazoa; Arthropoda; Insecta; Lepidoptera; Gelechiidae
Product: fibrillin-1-like
Exons: 56
Coding region: 276-9431 (3051 amino acids)
Molecular function (GO): calcium ion binding
Source: RefSeq, a predicted model, not a curated record